Molecule: messenger RNA, 1323 nt
Organism: Dunckerocampus dactyliophorus (ringed pipefish)
Lineage: Eukaryota; Metazoa; Chordata; Actinopteri; Syngnathiformes; Syngnathidae
Product: complement C1q tumor necrosis factor-related protein 7
Exons: 2
Coding region: 206-1126 (306 amino acids)
Molecular function (GO): protein binding
Source: RefSeq, a predicted model, not a curated record
AAUAGAGAAGAGUAUGUUUUGAUGAAUGGUGGGGGUUUUCUACCAUUAAGGUCACAGGGAGCUAGGCUGUUUGCUUAGCUAGGAACAGCCAUGAGUAUAAAGGUAAAUGGAUGUAUAACAUGAGGUUGUCAUAAGACAUCGCGGGUAUGAAGGUAGGUAGGUUAGGAGGCAGGUUGUGUGCUUAGGUAGAAAUCUAGGCUAAAUCAUGCUCGUGGUUAUAAUUGCUGGUUUUUACUUGCCAAAACAUUUGAUUUUAAUGGUUGACUCUGCAGAUGUGAAGAUGUGGGCCGUGCUGGGGGUGGUCUUUCUGUGCCACUGUGUGCUUGGACAGCUGCUGAAAGGAGCGCCGCGUCUGAUCUGCAGCGUACCCGGGUCAUCGGGCCCGCCAGGCAAACCCGGCCCGAGUGGGUCCCCGGGCGGAGACGGGCACGUGGGUAUCCCCGGCAGAGAUGGUAGAGACGGCAGGAGGGGGGAAAAGGGAGAGAAGGGAGACCCAGGUUUAAAGGGCAGAGUGGGUCCCACGGGUAAGAUUGGCGAGCGAGGUGAGCGCGGCGCUGCAGGCAAACGAGGCCCCGUAGGGGAGAACGGUGACGUUGGCCCGCCGGGCGCCACCGGCCGUGACGGUGAGAAAGGACAAAAGGGUCAACGCGGGAUUCGUGGGACUGCGGGAAAAUGCGAAUGUGGGAGCAUCACGCCCAAGUCAGCCUUCUCUGCGGGAAUCACGAGCAGCUACCCAGCGGAGAACACGCCCAUUAAGUUCAACAAGGUGCUUUUUGACGAGGGCGGCCAUUACAAGCCACAGACAGGCAAGUUCAUCUGUGCCUAUCCUGGCAUUUAUUACUUCUCCUACGACAUCACGCUGGCGGACAAACACUUGGCCAUCGGUCUGGUGCACAACGGACAGUAUCGCAUCAAAACAUUCGACGCCAACACAGGGAACCACGAUGUGGCUUCUGGGUCCACUGUGAUGUACCUGAACUCUGAAGAUGAGGUGUGGGUGGAGAUCUUUUACCACGACCAAAACGGUUUAUUUGCUGACCCAGGUUGGGCUGACAGCUUGUUCUCGGGCUUCCUGCUCUACGCUGACACCAACUAUUUGGACACAGUGGCAGAGGACGGUGUAUAAAAACCUGGGUAUCCUGGGAUAUGUAACAAACUGCUAAUCAUUGCGGGUUUUAAUGGUUUUAGCAUGUAUGACAUACUACUAUGAAAUAUGUUCAUGAGUGACAUAUCUAUUGAGGUACAUUAUCCAAUAAAGCUUGAAUAGACAUUGUUUGACACUUGAACUUCAAUUUGCAUUAAAACAACGAAUAAAGUUUUACA